Messenger RNA from Anopheles gambiae (African malaria mosquito), 966 nucleotides. Its product is annotated as optineurin. The coding region runs from base 125 to 754 and encodes 209 amino acids. The record is from RefSeq and is a predicted model, not a curated record. The transcript is spliced from 3 exons. Lineage: Eukaryota; Metazoa; Arthropoda; Insecta; Diptera; Culicidae.
CCCGACCACCCAGACCGCACACGGUUACGGGCUUGGAACCCUGGGGCAGAAGCUUCGAACCGUUAAAGGGGGACUGAUCGGAGCACUCUCCUCUGGCUGUGUGUGUGUGUGUUUUUGGAGAACAAUGGAUGAGCUGAAGGAUAUACUGCGCGAGUACGUGAAGCGGAACCAGCUGCUGGAAAGCUCCAACGAGCUGCUGCGCGAGAAACUGCUGGAACAGGAAAAGUUGCGCAAAAUUUACAUCGAUGAUUUAAGCAACAUGAAAACGUGCCUGGGCGGCCUGCAGGAUGCGCUCAUGAAGUGUCGCGCCAACAUACUAAGCCACGAGAUGCUCGAAAGCUCAACCCUUGGAGGGCAGGGUGGACACACGAAAUCUGCACAAGUACCGAACGACAACACAAUGGAGCUGGUCGCGUUGCAGGCACAGCUGGAGGUGUGCAAAAACGAUCUUGCCGAACAGCGGGCCGCUUACCAGGAGCUGCUGAUCGAGAAGAAUCGAAUAACGGGCGAGAUGCAGACGCUGCUGCAGAAGAACCAUCAGCUAUCGAUGAACCACGCACAAAACAGCAGAGGAACUAUGGCCACCCACCAGCACAAGGUUCGCGCCACGCAGGUGGACAGCAUGAAACUGUACGGCACCUCGCCCGGGGGCUUUGAGCGGCAGAUCGAACCUUGCCCUCACUGUAACAAUGUGUUCGGAGAUUUCCUCACGCUCGAAACGCACAUCAAAGAUUGUCCCGGGCUCGACUACUAAAUCGAUAUCUCGCCCUCCACGCCCGCCCGUGUGUGUGUGUGUGUGAGUGGGGGGUAAACGUGAUAACGCGGCUAAGCCUUUGUUGGGUGUUAUUGUUUUUUUGUUUUUAUUUUGAGUGCGUUUUGUUUCUCGGCCAUUUGUUUUAUCGCUGUUUAACUGUGGACCAAUAAAUUACCAUUUUUUCCGGGGCUCUCUUUGCAUGUGAAAAAGGA